Lynx canadensis (Canada lynx) is the source of this 1386-nucleotide messenger RNA. It is a transcript of the gene HPCAL1, whose product is annotated as hippocalcin like 1. The record is from RefSeq and is a predicted model, not a curated record. The coding region runs from base 1 to 582 and encodes 193 amino acids. NCBI's taxonomy places the organism in Eukaryota, Metazoa, Chordata, Mammalia, Carnivora, Felidae. Gene Ontology annotation, molecular function: calcium ion binding. The transcript has 3 exons.
AUGGGCAAACAGAACAGCAAGCUGCGGCCCGAGGUGCUGCAGGACCUGCGCGAGAACACGGAGUUCACCGACCACGAGCUGCAGGAGUGGUACAAGGGCUUCCUCAAGGACUGCCCCACCGGCCACCUGACCGUGGACGAGUUCAAGAAGAUCUACGCCAACUUCUUCCCCUACGGCGACGCCUCCAAGUUCGCCGAGCACGUCUUCCGCACCUUCGACACCAACGGGGACGGCACCAUCGACUUCCGGGAGUUCAUCAUCGCGCUGAGCGUCACCUCGCGGGGCAAGCUGGAGCAGAAGCUCAGGUGGGCCUUCAGCAUGUACGACCUGGACGGCAACGGCUACAUCAGCCGCGGCGAGAUGCUGGAGAUCGUGCAGGCUAUCUACAAGAUGGUGUCCUCUGUGAUGAAAAUGCCCGAGGACGAGUCCACCCCGGAGAAACGAACGGACAAGAUCUUCCGGCAGAUGGACACCAACAAUGACGGCAAACUGUCCCUGGAAGAGUUCAUUAAAGGUGCCAAGAGCGACCCCUCCAUCGUCCGCUUGUUACAGUGUGACCCCAGCAGCGCCAGUCAGUUCUGAGGGACCCGGCGUCCGGAAGGUUGCAGAGAAACACAGGCUCUGCCUCGCCGUUUCAGCUUUGCUUGCAAAAGUGGAUGCCUCUCCUCCACCGCUCCUGCUCUCCCGGCCGGGGCCCCGGGCGACACGCGGCACCUGCCCGGCCUGGCGGCUGCGCCUCCCCCCUCCCCCCGGCCUCCUCCUGCCCCGGCCCGGCCCCCAGGGCGCCGCCCGGGCAGGUGUUUACACGCGGGGCUCAUAGGUCUCGAUUCCGGGGUGCCUCCCCGCCCCGGGGAGCCCAGGGCACGCGGCUGAGGACACUGAUGGGACUUCCCAAGAUGGAGACAAGGCGGGCUCAUCCAUCUCGCGAUCGCGGGUGACCGUGGGAAAGCCGGGGACAAGAACGGAGGGAGAGGAGACGGGCAAGCCCUCCCCCGUGCAUGGCUCCACCUCGCUCGUCCGUGGCCUCCGAUCAGAGCUGCUCGCACGUACGCAUACUAUGGCCUCCUUUCUUUUGAUAUAUAAAUUAUGCCCAUGGUGAGGUGCAAUGUCCCGUGUAGGUCCCGUAUUUCAUGCCUCCGUUGCCUGUGAAGCGUGGUUCCCUCGUGGCCUGUGAUCUCCCCUCCCGCCCCCCGCCCCCGGCCCCGAACCUGGUUAUCUUGUGGUAUUUAUGCGCUCUCCAUCCGCCCCGUGUCAAAGGAAAUGCAUGCGUGCCCCGUGCCGUGGAGACCCUCCCGUCCACGUAGUGAACACAGGCGUCUGUGCAAGGGCUGUCCUCCCGUUGAUUGGUCUGGCAUUUCCUGUAUUAAAAUGAUCAAAUAAACGGAA